This is a messenger RNA of Rhizoctonia solani, 984 nucleotides long. RefSeq lists its product as uncharacterized. The transcript has 6 exons. The coding region runs from base 1 to 984 and encodes 327 amino acids. NCBI's taxonomy places the organism in Eukaryota, Fungi, Basidiomycota, Agaricomycetes, Cantharellales, Ceratobasidiaceae. The record is from RefSeq and is a predicted model, not a curated record.
AUGCCGCCGAAUGAGGAAUUCGGUGUUCCAGGGGGUGAAUUCGCAGGUGGUUCUGUAGCACGAGAGCUAGUGAAUGAGAUAGGGGAGUAUCUCACCCGCCGUUACCCCCAUGUAUUUCGUGUGGUUUCACGGGUCAAACACACCCCUAAUGACCUCAGUUGGGAUAGCUUGGGCGAGAUCGAAAUCAUUGAGAUAAUUCCUCUUAAUGUUCGGUAUAAUCUUCAAGAAGAAGAUCCAAUGAAGGUGUCCGGAUUGCUUGAGAAUUCUAGCGUUCAAGAUGAUCUUGCCUUGAUGCUCGAAGGAAAAGAUUCCAGAUAUUACUUUCAAGCUGGUUCAAUCUGUACGCCAGGCUUCUGGCGGAUGCGCGACAAGAUUGGGCAUCCAUUGGAACGGAUUCAUGAAGGAGGGCGCGUGCCGCAAUACCGUGAAAAACUGCGUGAUAGCAUGAACAGAUUUUUCGUAAAAUUAAGAACGGACAAACCGGUGACAAGGAACAAUUAUUUUAUGCAGAUCGUUCGACCCGAAGAUGACCCUGGACGGGUUGGUUCGAUCGACGGCGAUGAGCUAGCUUGGUCGGAUACCACUAACGGGAACGAAGACCAUUUUGACGAGCCCAACCACGCCCCCAAGCCUGAUUUUAUCUCGAGUUCGGGAUUCGUUGAACCUCGGCCAAUUGGCAAGGAGGAGAUUGAUCGGGUUCGAUUUCGCACCGAGCGCCAAAGUCUUCGCCGCCUACCUCGUUCGGGUGCUAUUCUUUUUACCAUUCGCACGUAUAUCGAGCCUGUAAUCAAACUUGCGAGAGAACCGGGCGUCCCUGGACGUAUGGCAGAUGCUAUCCGCAGCUGGCCACCCGACGUCGCCGAGUACAAGGGUCAACACUUAUAUGCGGACGCCGUUUUGUCAUAUUUAGAAGAACGUCACAGGGAGCAAGUCGAACGUGGGAUAGUACAAGAAGGUCAACGAGAUGAAAGAUAUCCAUUCUGA